AUGGAGAAGGCAGAUGCCAAGGAUCAACCUUCCCAGGGGGACGAAGAGAAAGAUCCUCCGAAGAGCCACCCUUACUCUGUGGAGACCCCAUAUGGCUUUCAUUUGGACUUGGACUUCCUCAAAUAUGUGGAUGACAUUGAGAAGGGACACACCAUCAAAAGGAUUCCGAUCCACAGAAGAGCCAAGCAGGCUAAGUUUAGUACUUUGCCCCGAAACUUCAGCCUUCCUGACAGUGGGGCUCGAACCUAUGCUGCUCCUCCCCAGCAAAACUGGUCUCCAGUGGUGCCCAGAAAGAUAUCUCUGGGGAUCCAGGAGCAAUCCCAGUCACUGCCGCUGGGUGAUGUCCCCCAGGCCUCAGGGCAUGGCAGUGAGCUGAGCUAUCACAGGAAGGUCCUGUUGGCAGAGGGUAUGAGGCAGGUGGAGGCUGGUGCUCUGGAAGACGGUGGGAGUGGACGGCCCCAGCUUUUAAGAGCAUCCAGCAUGCCUGCUACCCUGCUGCAAAACCGGGCCCCUGAUGAGCCCAGCCUGACCUCAGGUCCUUCCACACUUCUUGCCCUCCCUCUGCUUCAGGGUGAAGGCAGUGCCUGUGACAGGGCCUUUGACCCUGCAGAAGGGUUCACAGGUUUCCAAGCAUCAACCCAAUCAACAGACAGAGGGUUGGGAGAGCUGGAACCAGCAAUUCCAGAGCUGGUCUGGGAGGGGGUUGAGCCUGAAGAAGGUGACAUAAAGGCUUCAAGUCACCUCUCUCAGCCAGGUUCUCCCUCCUCAGUCCAGAAUGUACCCAUGGUUCUAGAAAAUAUGGGAAUUCAGCACCAAGCCAGAAAAGCAGAGGUGGUGUUAACUCCUGGCUCCUCCACACCCAGCCCGCCCCCUCUGCCAUCCCCCAUCCCUGAGAAUGAGCUCUCCCUGGAGGAAAUUGAGCUCAAUAUCAGUGAGAUCCCACCCCCUCCUCCCAUAGAGGUAGAUGUGAGGUGCAUUGGUAUCCAGGUAACAGAGGAAAGCCUGGGCCUGGCGGGGACAGACACCAAUAGUAUCUCCAGCCUGAAGAAUCAGUUCUCAGCCCUUGAGGACAAGUUGUCAGGGAGAACAGAGGAGCUUACCCAGGUCAGAGCUGCCCUUGCAUGGCAGCAAGAGGAGACCAAGGCUAGGGAACAGAGGAUCCAAGAGUUGGAGUGCACUGUAGCCCAAUUAGAAGAAAAACUUAGUCAAGAGAAGGCCAGUGAUGCUCUGGACCGGACUGAUGCCACAGUGAACACCGACCCUCUUCUUGAACUCAUCCCCAGAGAAUCAUGUGAUAAAAACAUUGGGGUCAACCUGCUGAGAACCCCAGAUCCUGAAUGCUGGACAUCUACAGCAGAGAGGAAUGGCUUCCCAUGGGUCCAGAAUAGUCACAAGCGAGGCCAUCAGAGCCCUGAAGGGCCUGUGCUGCCACCAACCCAGCUGUCACUGUCAAGGGGACCUGAGCAGGUCCUUGCCUCGUCCUUAUGCAGCUGCCUCUCCAUGGAACUCAGGAUUGAAGAAGAUGUCUCUGAGCAGGAGAGAGGCUCACAGGUGGGGGCUGAGGACUUGAGCAGGGUGACAGGAGCCUCUUCCUGGAGCAGCACCAGAGAGUCUGCCUCAGUGAUCAGAGAGGAGGCCAGCUCAGAACUCCCAGGGGCAGAGCGUCCAGGAAGGCCUGCAAGUUCCCCACAAGAUGCCACGAUCGGGCAAUACGUUAAGAAGAUCCAAGAGCUACUGCAUGAGCAGUGGAACUGCCUGGAGCAUGGGUACCCGGAGCUGGCCAGCGCCAUCAAGCAACCUGCUUCCAAGCUCAGCAGCAUCCAGAACCAGCUGCUCAGUUCCCUCAACCUGUUGCUCUCUGCCUACUCAGCCCAGGCCCCAGAGCAGAAGGAGCCACCUGCCCAACCCUCCGCCACCCCUCCACCGCCACCGGAGAUCUCUCCAUCGACCAGCCUUAAAUCCAUAAUGAAAAAGAAAGACUAUGGCUUCCGUGCAGGAGGUAAUGGGACCAAAAAGAACCUUCAGUUUGUUGGGGUUAACGGUGGCUAUGAGACCACUUCCAGUGAGGACACCAGCGGGGAGGACAGCUCCCCUGAGGACGUGUCUGACAGUGAGACUGAGAAGAAACGUGAUUGCUCAGAGCCCAGACAGGGCAGAGACACACAUCCCCCCCGUGAGGCUGGGCAGGAUGUCCCCGAAGGCACUGGUAACUCAGGCCAGACAAGUGGGUCUGGGGAGGAAGUCUCUCAUCUGAGGCCUGAGAGGUGUAAACCGUCAGAGGAAUUUCUUAAUGCAUGCCAGGCACUGAGUCAACACCUGCCAGAAACCGGGGCCACCACCAAGCAGCUCCUGAGGCAAAGCUUGAAUACCAUCAGUCAAGAGUGGUUCCGCGUGUCCAGCCGGAAGUUAGCUAGCCCUGCAGUGGUGGCCGCCUACCUCCUCGAGGUCCAGCCUCAUUCCCACCUGCUGAAGCUGCUCGUCAACCUGGCUGACCGAAGUGGGAACACAGCCCUUCACUACAGUGUGUCGCACUCCAACUUUGCCAUCGUGAAGUUACUGCUGGACACAGGUGUCUGCAAUGUGGAUCAUCAGAACAAAGCUGGCUACACUGCUGUGAUGAUCACUCCCUUGGCUUCUGCAGAGACAAAAGAAGACAUGGCUGUUGUCUGGAAGCUCUUGCGAGAAGGGAACGUAAACAUCCAAGCAACUCAGGGAGGCCAAACUGCGCUGAUGCUAGGAGUUAGCCACGAUCGGGAGGACAUGGUCCAAGCACUGCUGAGCUGCCAGGCAGAUGUCAACCUCCAGGACCAUGAUGGAUCUUCUGCCCUCAUGCUGGCCUGUCACCAAGGCAACGCCGACUUGGUGCGACUGCUCCUGGCACACCCAGACUGCAACAGCAGCCUGACUGACAAGGCUGGCCGAACAGCUUUGUCCAUCGUUCUGAAUUCACCUGCCCAUGUGGAAAUCGCAGAGCUUCUGCAGGCCCACUCGGAGCAGGGCAGGUCCCUGGGGCUGUAG
This is a messenger RNA of Cricetulus griseus (Chinese hamster), 3018 nucleotides long. The record is from RefSeq and is a predicted model, not a curated record. Lineage: Eukaryota; Metazoa; Chordata; Mammalia; Rodentia; Cricetidae.